AUGGAAGACGACAUACUCAUCGUCGGUGCCGGUAUCUUCGGAGUUAGCACAGCUUACCAUCUCGCUCUCAACGCCACCAAUCCCGCCCGUAUCACGCUUCUGGACCGUGCUGACCCUCCUUCAUCCAUUGCGGCAUCCACCGACAUCAACAAGAUCAUCCGAGCAGAUUACUCCAACCUCCUGUACAUGGACCUCGGGUUCGAAGCCAUCAAAGCUUGGAAAACCCUCCCCUUUUUCCGCGAUGCUGGAGUGUACCACCAAAGUGGAUGGAUUGCGAUGGACGAAAAGGACAGCGACGCGCCGACGCGCAUAAGGCAGAAUUUCCGCAACAGCGGUCGCGAAGACGUCAUUGAGGAUCUGACGGACGAGGAAGUGCGGCAGCGAUGGAGCGUGCUUCGUCGGACGGAUUGUACGCCGUUUGGGUCGUUUUACUAUAAUCCCUCGGCUGGAUGGGCUGAUGCGGGACAGGCGUUGCAGGUUAUGGCUCGGGAAGCUGUGAAACUUGGGGUUAAUUAUCAGGUCGGGGAGGCGAGGAGAAUCGUUUUGGGGAAUGGGAGGGUUGAGGGGGUUCAGACUGAAUCAGGUCGCGUCUACAAGGCUGACAAGGUUCUUCUGGCGACGGGAGCUUGGACGAGUCAAUUGAUGUCUUCGGUAGAAGAUGAGCUGGGACUGGCCGAGGCUCAGAGAGUGGAGAGUCAAAUCUCUGCUACUGGGGUUUCGGUUGCUCAUUUUCAGCUGUCCGAGUCGGAGAAGCAAUUGUAUAAUCAGCUGCCCGUGUUUGUUUAUGGAGGAUUAGGCGAGGUGAUUCCCCCGACCGAGUCGGGAGUUCUCAAAUUCACCUUCUCGACUUCAUUCAAAAACACCAUCCAGACUCCAUCUGGCCAUGGAAUAUCGGUCCCGUCAUCCCAAAAUCAAUGGGAAGUUCCGAAGAAGCUCCAGGACGAUUCAAUAUCGCAGAUUCGUGCCCGACUCCCGCAGCUGGUGGAUAAUGACCGACGACCAGAUUACUACCGUCUUUGCUGGGACUCAAUUUCUUCGGACCAACAUCCUCGUAUCACCAGACAUCCUGAACCAAAAUUAUCAAAUCUGUAUCUUGCGGUUGGUGGUUCAUUCCACAGCUACAAAUUCUUGCCCACAAUUGGAAAUUAUGUGAUGAAUGUGGUGAAUGGAGCCAGCAAUGGGUCGAAGAAAGACGAGGCCUGGGCGUGGAAACAAUCUCAGGCAAACGAAAGAGGAGUCCAUGAGUCGCUUGUUCCCAAGAACGAGCUCGCGGAUUUUGAGUGA
This is a messenger RNA of Aspergillus affinis, 1284 nucleotides long. RefSeq names its product NAD(P)/FAD-dependent oxidoreductase. The transcript is spliced from 2 exons. Lineage: Eukaryota; Fungi; Ascomycota; Eurotiomycetes; Eurotiales; Aspergillaceae. Bases 1 to 1284 code for a protein of 427 amino acids. The record is from RefSeq and is a predicted model, not a curated record. Gene Ontology annotation, molecular function: sarcosine oxidase activity; flavin adenine dinucleotide binding; saccharopine oxidase activity.